UUGUAAUAAGUCCAACUCCAAUCAGACCCCUACCCAUUUUCAUCACUGCAGCUUUUCAAACUUUCUUUUUAAAGCCCCUCCAGACCUUCAAUACCAACCAGACCUCUUCAUCUUCUCUCCAUGUCUGUGUCUCAGAAGAUGUCAGAACCUGACACAAAGAACCCAAACUCCUUUUCUCUGUCUGUAAUAACUUCAGUGUUCUUCUGAAUCCUCAUCUCAUGAGCUUCAUAUCAAUCCCUUGUUGUUCUAUUUGUUUUGUUUCUCUCUCAAUCAGGUAGAUGGAGGACUCAGAUGAAUCCAAUGGUGGCAACAAAUGCACCACCAAGGCUAGAACUUUGAGAGCCAGGGCUAAGACCAACUCCACCCAUAAGCAUGAGUAUCAAUAUCAAUAUCAGCAUCAGCUCUUUCAAUAUUCAAACCAGUAUGGGUUCUUUAAUCACAACCAAAUCCAAUACCCAAGUUACUACCCAGCUCUUCUUCCUCUGCCUCCUCCAAUACCUAUUCAACUUGCUCUGACCCCACCUUUGCUUCAAAAUCAUAGCUUUAGAUCAAAAACCCAUUUGCAGAAACCUUCUUGUAAUCUAAAUAAUCAUCCUCUUCCUACCUCUUCUGUUAGUCAAGGACCUGUUGUCACAAUCUCAUCAGCUCCAGAGGGGCUGCAGCAACGAAAGAGCCCUCCUGUCAAAAGAAAUGAUGGAAGAACAGCUGUGCAAUCCACCCCCCAUUCCCAAGCUCUUAUAGCUGCAAGGAGACCAGAUUCUGGUGGUGUUGAAGGAUCAGUUGUUACUCUUGUGGCCAACCAUUUUCUUGUCCAAUUCAAUUCGUCGCAGAGAAUUUUCCAUUACAAUGUAGAAAUUUCUCCAAAUCCUUCCAAGGAAGUUGCCAGGAUGAUCAAAGAAAAACUGGUCCAAGACAAUUCAGCUGUGUUCUCUGGAACUUUUCCAGCCUAUGAUGGCCGGAAGAAUCUUUACAGCCCAGUUGAAUUCCAAAAUGAUAGGCUUGAAUUCUACAUGAGCCUCCCAAUCCCAAGUAGCAAAUCAUCAUUGCCUCUUGGAGAACUAAAUGACUUUCAAGAGAAGCAUCUGCAGCUCAAACUAUUCCGGAUAAACAUCAAGUUGGCGUCGAAGUUGGACGGGAAGGAACUGAGCCGGUACUUGAGCAAAGAAGGUGAUGAUUGGAUCCCACUUCCUCAGGAUUAUCUACAUGCUUUGGAUGUUGUUUUGCGCGAGAGUCCGAUGGAGAAAUGCAUACCUGUAGGGAGAUCAUUCUAUUCAAGUUUAAUGGGCGGAACAAAGGAAAUUGGAGGAGGAGCUGUUGGAUUGAGAGGAUUCUUUCAAAGUCUUAGACCCACACAACAAGGACUAGCUCUCAAUGUAGAUUUCUCCGUGACCGCUUUUCAUGAAAGUAUCGGAGUGAUCCCCUACCUGCAAAAGCGUCUCAAGUUUCUGAGGGACCUUCCUCAAAACAAAACAAGGAGUUUGAUUAUUGAAGAAAGGAAAGAAGUGGAGAUAACUUUGAAGAAUAUCAGGGUCUUUGUUUGCCACAGAGAAACUGUUCAGAGAUACCGGGUUUAUGGCUUGACUGAAGAAGCUACGGAUAAUAUCUGGUUCGCCGACAGGGACGGGAAGAAACUGAGGCUGGUGAGUUACUUCAAGGAUCACUACAAUUAUGACAUAAAAUUCAGGAACUUGCCAUGUUUGCAGAUUAGUAGAAGUAAACCAUGUUAUCUUCCCAUGGAGCUUUGUAUGAUUUGUGAAGGCCAGAAGUUUCUUGGGAAACUGUCCGAUGAUCAGACAGCAAAAAUUCUCAAGAUGGGCUGCCAAAGACCUAAAGAACGAAAAACCAUUAUUAAUGAGGUCAUGAGAGGAUCUGUUGGACCAACAAGUGGCAAGCAGAGCAGAGAAUUCAAACUCAAUGUUUCAAGAGAAAUGACAAGACUGAACGGGAGGAUCCUGCAGCCUCCGAAAUUAAGACUUGGUGAUGGUGGACUGGUAAGAGAUCUGACUCCUUCUCGCCAUGAUCGGCAAUGGAACCUUGUGGACAGCCAUGUCUUUGAAGGAACAAGAAUAGAAAGGUGGGCACUAAUGAGUUUUGGAGGCACCCUUGAUCAGAAGUCCAACAUUCCAAAAUUUAUAAACCAACUAUCACAAAGGUGUGAACAGUUAGGCAUUUUUCUUACUAAAAACACAAUAAUUAGCCCACAAUACGAGUCGACUCAAGUGCUUAACAAUGUCGCCCUUCUGGAAUCGAAACUGAAGAAAAUCCAGAAGGCUGCCGCCAACAAUCUCCAGCUGCUUAUUUGUAUAAUGGAGAAGAGACACAAAGGAUAUGCAGAUUUGAAGCGAAUAGCAGAAACAAAUGUUGGUGUUGUAAGCCAGUGCUGCUUGUUUCCGAACCUCGGCAAGUUGAAUCCACAAUUUCUAGCUAAUUUGGCUCUCAAGAUCAAUGCUAAAGUUGGAGGAUGCACAGUCGCUUUGUACAAUUCGUUACCCUCGCAGAUUCCACGCCUAUUUCAUUCUGAUGAACCUGUGAUCUUCAUGGGAGCUGAUGUAACUCAUCCUCACCCUCUUGAUGACUUCAGUCCAUCAGUUGCUGCUGUUGUUGGUAGCAUGAACUGGCCAGAAACAAACAAGUAUGCAUCACGAAUGAGGUCGCAAACGCAUCGACAAGAAAUUAUUCAGGACCUUGGUGCAAUGGUGAAAGAAUUGCUAGAUGAAUUUUAUCAAGAAGCAAGAAAACUUCCCAAGAGGAUAAUAUUCUUCAGGGAUGGAGUAAGCGAAACCCAGUUCUACAAGGUGCUUCAAGAGGAGUUGCGGGCGAUUCAAGAAGCAUGUUCGAGAUACCCAGGUUAUAGACCUCUCAUUACAUUUGCAGUUGUCCAAAAGAGACACCAUACAAGGUUGUUUCACUGUGAAACAGAUGAAUCUUCCAUUCAAAACCAGUUUUACGGCGAAAACAUACCCCCAGGAACAGUUGUGGAUACUGUUAUUACUCAUCCAAAGGAAUUUGAUUUUUAUCUAUGCAGCCAUUGGGGAGUAAAAGGAACAAGUAGGCCAACUCAUUACCAUGUCUUGUGGGAUGAGAACCAAUUCACUUCUGAUGAAUUACAGAAGCUAGUUUACAAUCUCUGCUACACAUUUGUAAGGUGCACAAAGCCAAUUUCUUUGGUGCCUCCUGCUUACUAUGCACACUUAGCUGCAUACAGGGGCAGGCUUUACCUCGAACGAUCGGAGUCAAUGGCUUCCAUGAGAAAUGGUUCUAAGAUCUCAAGAGCUGCUCCACCAAAGGCAACACCUCUGCCAAAGCUCAAUGAGAAUGUAAAGAAUCUCAUGUUCUAUUGCUGAGUUUUGUUAUAUCUUCCACACUGAUGUAGUUCCAAUUUGGUAUGUACAGUAUCACUUCAGCUAGUUUUCAA
Molecule: messenger RNA, 3415 nt
Organism: Manihot esculenta (cassava)
Lineage: Eukaryota; Viridiplantae; Streptophyta; Magnoliopsida; Malpighiales; Euphorbiaceae
Product: protein argonaute 7
Exons: 3
Coding region: 279-3344 (1021 amino acids)
Biological process (GO): regulatory ncRNA-mediated post-transcriptional gene silencing
Cellular component (GO): cytoplasm
Molecular function (GO): protein binding; RNA binding
Source: RefSeq, a predicted model, not a curated record